This is a messenger RNA of Ectocarpus sp. CCAP 1310/34, 279 nucleotides long. The record is from the annotation of a GenBank genome assembly. Lineage: Eukaryota; Phaeophyceae; Ectocarpales; Ectocarpaceae.
AUGUACACCCAAGACCAUCCGCAGUUUCUGGCCAUGAACUGGGUGCGAGCGAGCUUGAAGCUGACUGCUCUCAAGAACUUCCCCAUCACUGGCAUCCACAACAAGGCCGUCAAGCAGAUGGUCUUCGAGAUGUACGCCGCGACCGCUUCCCAGUUCAAGAUGGAGAUGGCUGCCCAGAUCGGCGGCAUGCGGCUUCUGCACCUCAACCUCGACCUAUGGGUGGACAAGUUCUCGAGCUUGAAGUACAUCGGUAAGAUAAAACGCGUGACCAGCAGCUGA